UGGGAAAAACACGUGGUUUUUUAACUAACCGGAAUUAACCUUGUAUACCUAGAUAACAGUAUGUUGCACGAAAAUACCUGCGAAAACUUUUAAUAUUGGCCGAAAAUGGGAAAACAGAAAAGAGACAGAAGGAAACCUCACAAGGAAAAUCCUACGGGGCUUUUAUCUGUUAAAGACUUUGAAGUGACGGAAGCUGAGAAUGUUAUUAACGAAGAUCGAGAAACUGCUCUUCAAAGAGCAUACGAAGAAAUACAGUCUGUUAAUGUUGAAGAAAAACUAUCAGGAUUACAGACAUUAGAGUCAAUGUCUUGUGAUUCAGAACUUGCUGUACAGAUUGCAAAAGAUGGAAUUGCAAAAAUGAUAGGGCCAUUACUUAUUGAUCGUAAUGUACUUGUAAGAUCAGGAAGUGUGAGUGCUUUAAGGUAUAUUGCAGAUAAUGGAAAAGAAGAAGCAUAUAACAGUUUAAUGAAGGAUGAUAUCAUGACCCCACUCUGUAGUUCAUUGAAACAAUACUAUAUAGACUGGCAGCCAACACUAAAUCAAAGUGAAAAAAGUAAAGUAAAUAAUGAAAAAGAAGCCUUUGUCCAAGCAGUCACAUUGUUAUGGACAUUGUGUGAAAACAAUGAGUAUGCAAUAAAGUACUCUAACGAAGAGGAUCUCGUAUCUAUUUUAACAAAAUUCCUUGAUAUUACUGUUUAUGGUAUGGAAAUUGCCACUGUUACUGUACAGUGUUUAUUGUCUUUAUCAGAAGAUAAUUCUAUUGCUGUGAAAAAACUUAAAUGUUGUGAAAAUACGCUUCUACAAUUGCUAAGUCUAGAAUCAAAUGAUACCAAUGAAUCAGAAAUAGUAUGCCUUAAAACUGCUGUAACAGGAUUACUGAUUGGUUUAUCUAACUGUGUGGAAAAUAAUUCAAUGAGUACAGUUUGUAAAGCAAUAAUUGGUCUCUCUGAAACACUUUCCAUUGAUUGCAAACAACUGAUGUGCAACUUCAUAUCAAUUUUGCCUUACGAAAAAAAUGCUUUCUCAAAUAUCCAUAAGAAGAAAGUACAGGACAGUAGAAAAUUGUUUGGAGCACAGCAACAAGCAUUAGAAAUUUUAGCUAAUUUAUGUUCCGAAGAUCAGGAAAGUGACAAUGAUUCCAAUUUGGAAGAUUCAGAUUGUGAGAUUGAUGGUAUAGAUGAUAUCUGCAUGAGUGAUAAAUUGAAUAAAAUGAACUUAUCUUUACCUCUAGAAAUAAUUGAGGUCUUCAAUAGUUGUAACAUAAUCGCAAAAGUAUGGGAUAAAACUACAGCAGUGGAUAAAGAUACAGUAGAAAUAUUGGAACAGAAUGGCGAUGGAAAAGCUAUUUUGCAUCAAAUGCAUACCCUAAACUGUAGAGCAUAUCUGUGUUUAAACAAUUUAAUAUCGUGUUUAGAACUUGAUGCACUUGGUGGUAUGGAAAAAAUAUAUAGAAUGUGGGUCAAUAUUGGAACAGUUGUUUUCAAAGAUGCAAAUCCAAAUGAUACUGAAUUAUUGGAAUCUGCUACUGCAGCCAUGAGGGCGAUUCUUCAAAAAUUAUCCGAAGUUAAACCCAAUGUUUUUAACCAGUUAACUUUAACUGACUUGCAACCAAUGUUAAACGGAGAACGCCAAUGUACAAAUGCUAAUGUUCGAGCAAAUUUGUUACGAAUAUUGGGAAAUUUUGCUUUGAUUUUAAUAAAUAAUAACGUUCCUCAAACUCACGAAUUAGUUAAGCAAGUAACAGUGUUCUUAUUAGAUGCUUGUAUGACGGAAUCGAAGGCGUGGGUUAUAGCAGAAGCUUUGGAUGCAAUAAUGGAUAUAUAUUCGGAAGAUGACAGCGAUCAGCUAGCCCAUGAGAUUGAAUUAGUAGGAAAAUUGCACGCUUUAGUACCGCUGUUUAAGAAUAAGGUGCGGCAACAGAAAAAGUCUUUAGGAGACAAUGUCGCAAUUGUGUCCACGGUAAACGGAAAUAUCACCAGAUUUAUAAAGUAUAAAGACAAAAGGAUAAGAAAUAUUUAAAUUCGUAAGAUUAACACUAUUAAUGCGAAUUUAUUUUACUAUUGUGUUCUUAUAUAUAACUUCUAAUAUUUUGUCAAGACAUGUACUACUGUACAUUACUAGACUGAAAUAAAAUAUUUACAUUAUAA
Messenger RNA from Dufourea novaeangliae, 2147 nucleotides. RefSeq names its product HEAT repeat-containing protein 3. NCBI's taxonomy places the organism in Eukaryota, Metazoa, Arthropoda, Insecta, Hymenoptera, Halictidae. The transcript has 6 exons. The record is from RefSeq and is a predicted model, not a curated record. Gene Ontology annotation, biological process: protein import into nucleus; ribosomal large subunit biogenesis. Bases 106 to 2019 code for a protein of 637 amino acids.